UCCAAGCUGAAAAUACACACAGGGCGUUGACUCAGACCAAACUGUGUAAAGAGGCUGUUCCUAAGUCAUGGCUGAGUGCUACACAAGGUCAAAGGUGAAGAUAGAGAGCGGUUAAAAUCCUGGAGAGAGGAGAGGAGCUUCCUAAUUCACCACAACAACCGUCGGUUACGUCUAAAAGUUACAGAGGAAAACACAGCAAAGUCGCAAACGUUGACAUCUGUGGUUAUAAUUCAGUUUUCAGCGACACUUUGGAUUUAUUUCUUUUUGUUUUUUUCUCAUGUGGGAAUAGUGCGGUUGUCGGAUUUCUACUGGCGUGUUUAACGUUUGAGGAAGAGGUUGUUCAGGAGGUUUACCUGACAUUGGGGAAAAGCAUCAGAUCUGGAGUGGCCCUUGUGUUCCUUCUGAGAUGGACGAGCAGGUGAAUCCACUGGAGAGGGACCACUCUCUGUCUGUGGUUCUGCCGGGGGGAAUGGAGAGGAACACCACAGUGCAUGGAAGUAAACCAGUGAUGGACUUACUGGUGACACUCUGUGGGAGUUACCACCUGAAUCCUUCUGACUAUACUGUGGAGGUUCUCUCACCCAACAAGAACAACAUCAGCUUCAAACCAAACUCCCCUAUUGGCUCACUAGAAGCAGAAAAGAUUGUGCUGAAGCCCAAAGGUGUGGAGGAAAAGAUCAGGAAGCCAUACAUGCCUGAGGCAACAGUGCGUCUGUUGAUCAACUACAAUAAAUCCCACAAGGCCGUGGUGCGAGUGAAUCCCAGAGUGCCCCUUGAGAUGCUGCUGCCAGUGGUGUGUGACAAGUGUGAGUUAAAUGUAGAAACAACCGUCUUACUGAAAGAGUCUCUGUCAGAAGAGCCGCUGGACCUGACCAAGACCUUAAAUGAGCACGGACUGAGAGAAGUGUUUGCUAAAGACACAGCUGGUAAGGACCCUGUUGACCAUCAACACCAACCCAAGACACCCGAAGAAGCUGUCACACCAACAGAGGUCAUCUCACCGCCUCCACUACUAGACCUGCCAAAGAAGGAAAAGAAACAGAAGGAGAACACAGGAUUCCUCAGCUUAUUCAGAAGACGGAAGAAAAAACCUGAGACGGAAGGGGCAGUGAGUGCUCCAACUUCUCCUGGUCUCCACAAAGAAGCGUCUGCAAGCGUCAAUGCGCUGGCUCGUUCCUCUUCCAACACCCUGCCAGCAGAUAUGCCCAAGAAGAGGCGAGCCCCACAGCCGCCCAUGGUUGCAUCACAGAGCAUCCCCAGCAACCUCAGCAGCUGCCAUCUAAGAGGAGCACAGAGAUCUGCAGAAUCUACCUUAAGGACUACCAAGAGGAGGGCACCACCUCCUCCCUCUGUAAACACACAUGAGGAGCGGCAGGCAGACACUGAGGUUGAAGGGACUGUAGACUCCCUGAACACUCAGGAGGAGCCGAGAGAAUACGAUGAGUCAGACUCUGUAAACCUGUCGCUAUCCUCACCUUCAUCACCACAUCCAUCACAACCUACGUCAUCCUCAUUCCCCUCACGUCCAUCACUGGCUUAUUUCCAUGAAGUGGCUGACCCAUACCUUCCUACGUUGCGAGGGAAAGACCUAUCAGAUGCCCGCUGUGCUCUUGCCAAAGUCCUGACGUCCUCCAUUUCCAAAGGACCACUGGUCAAGCGUUUGAAGAACUCUGCCACCUUCCCAAAAUUAUACAACAGCUCCUCAUGUAUGUCAGUGACUCAGAAGUGUCCAGAUGAUGAGGAUUACUAUGCAGAAAUUCAAUCUGUUCUGAAAUCUACCCUCCCCACUGAGCGUGAGUGGGAGGACCCCGUACACAGGAAGGGGAUGACCACGUUCAAGGUGGUUCCUUCAAAGAAACAGAUGUCCUAUGAUGCAGAGCUCAUCCUGGAUGUCCCAGACCAGUGCCAGAUAACAGUAGAAGAUAACCAUGAUAGUGUAGCUUCUCCUCCUCCUGAGGACAGGAAUAAUCAGACUGAGAGUGAGGAGGAUCCAUGUUCUCCAGACAGAGCAGAGACUGAAACAUCUUCACCCAGUCCAGAACCCUGUCCUCAGGAGAUUCCGGCCUCUGACGCGCCGGCGUCUCCUCCAUCUCCACAUGACUUAGACAGUCAGGAUUGUCCAGGCUCACCUCUUUCUGAGGUUGGAAACACUGAUGAAAAACUGGAAGAAGAGGAGGAACCUGAAGACACAUCUGAGGUGACACAAGCUCCAUUGUCAGACUGCAGUGAUGAAGAACUUACAGGUGAUGAUCAGAUUAACUCAGAAACUCAGAGCGAACUUCUCCAAAGCCCCAGUGCACAGUCUCUAAGCACAGACACGGACCAAUAUGGAUCAUGUGUCGAUGAGAGGGAAGGUGAGGAAGUGGUACAAGAAGAAGAAGAAGAAGAAGAGGACAGUUUCCCUCCUCCUCCUUCACCUGUCUUCUUUAAUGAAGACAUAGAAGUCCUGCAGGAGAGCACAGAAGAUACUACAGCUUCCACUCUGCCGUGUUCCAAACCAUCAAGUCCUACCUUCAAUGGUCAAACUAAUGCAUUCUCUGAGGACCAUCAGAAUGAGGCUACCUCAGCCACGCCUGACCAGUCCUCAGCCCCAUCAUCGCCUCCGGACAAGAUGAGCACAGCCCCAUCCCUAUUUGCACAGGCAGUGGCACUGGCAGUGCAGAGGUCUCGCCUGCAGAGCAGAGGGAAAGGUUUAGGCCCAGAGGCUGCCACGCUUCCCUCAUCACCCAGGUCUGCAUACCAGUACGGUGCCUGACUGGCUUCCUCACACAUCUGUGAAUGGAAGCGCUUAUUUAUGGUGAGAGUUCAGAGCUGACUGAAGACACCAGACUUCCAGCACGUCACCUCCAAAUAAGUAUAACCGAUUAAUUUCCAAGAAGACGAACUGCAUCAGUUUUAUCACAAGAAGCAACAGACUUGGUUUCUGCAAAGUAUGAUUGUUUUCAUUUUUUUUGUGCAGGACAACUUGCUGUCACAUUUUGUGUUUGACUUUAUGUUCACAGGUUGAACAUAAACAUUUUGUGUUGUGGAGAAGGCCAAACGUACAGGACACGAGUUGUUGAACUGACAGUGUCCUGUUUUUUUCUUUACUUCCUUUUAAAUGUUGAUUGAAGACGUGCCAAAGCGGACAUAACGCUGACGUGAGAGCUUUUUUUUUUGUUUGUUUGUGUAAAACAAAAGAAAUAAUGUACUGGCAAUAAUAGGCUUAUUCUAUGUUUGUGCCGGACUUUAUUUUACCUCUCGGGGUGUAUAUUUUUAUGCUUUCAGUAAAACUCAAGAGCUGUAUUUAAGACUGGUUUGCUUUUUAGUCAGCAGGUGGCAGAAGUGCAUUGCUUCUAAAAUGAAUAUCUAUCUGUGAGGUCUUUUUCAUUGUAUGACUUGUGAUGGAUGUAUCCAAAGUGACACAAAUAUGUAUAAUUUUAACAGAAAUAAUAGUAAAUAUUGUUUUCUACUUACUCAGCAGCCAUGAAUGAAAUAAUCUAAAAAUUAUAUUAUUAUAAUAUAUAAUUUUCAUGAAGUGUCUUAUGAUUUUUAUGAAGGCGAUCUCUGUCCAAGAAUAUAUAUCAACUCCAAGGACAUUCUCUGCAUAAAAGUGCAUGCAAUAUUUAAUGGCGACAUGAGAAUAUCCUACAUUUCCGACAACAAAGUGAAAAAAAAAAAAAUCAUGUUGGAAGCAUCAGUUUUAUGCCAAAUAUUUCAACACCUUCCUGAAUAAACUCAGUCCACUUUGCACAUGCUGUUAUGUCUUUAACGGACGCAUAGCUCAGGGCAAUACUGCAUAGCUAUACUUGGGUGCCAAAAGAAUUCGCACUACUAUAUGUAUUGAUCCAGCCCUGGCCUUGGAGGAACAGCAAGGAGCUAUGCGAGGUAGAGACCUAGCCAGAACCGCCUGUGGCUAAAUCUCCUUGUUUGCCAGGCCUGGACUGAGUGGGCUCGCUUCAAGACUUUCUUUCUCUCUCUCUCUAACAUUCCUUGCUCCACCUGAGGAGAGUGAGGGGGGAGAGAGAGAGAGAGAGAGGAGGACGGGUUGCUGGUGGAUGAUGGGAGGUGACCGCUGACCCUGUCGUGUUUCUGCGGCGCUCCCCCCAGAGGGGGCGCCCGGCCCUCAAGGGCACAGCCGUGUCACACUGCCGUUGUCAUGGAGAAUGCCAUUACCGCCCCUAAGGGAGAGAGCUACGUCUAACGUUUUAUAUAAAAAAAAAAAGUCAGUGGAAACAGAAACACACACACAUACGCUGGAGAGAAGCUCUUUUUCUGCCCAAAGCAAUGAUACCCAAUGUAAGUGACAACUCUGGCAUUAUCCUUUUUUUUUUUUUUUUACAGUGAAAGGUUGAAUUUCAACCUGAGCAGCAAUUCAACUCAAUCUCAUGAUUACGCAGACAAAAGAAAGCUGGAUUUAUAAUCCAGUAUAGCAUGAAAUGCUACCCUGUCAUGUACGUUUACGAUCCAGCACGUGACAUAAGAUGCUAUCAGCACCAAUGAACCUUUGAACAAAACAGACGUCGACAUAAAGAGGUUUGUUGAUAAUUGUCUCAGGAGACGAGGUGGAGAGAGACGUGAACAAACAGGGUAUUGUAAAUCCAGGAGGACACUUCAGUCACAUGGGCACGAACCAAUUAAUGAGGAGGCCGUGGUAUGAAUGCAAGAUCACUCAGUGGAUCACUCCCGGUAAAACAUACACACCUGAACAAACAUGUAUUGUUUCACCACCACUAACAAAAUAUUCAAGUGUAACUGCAUGUGUGGACAUAAAUGAACAAACUGUUGACUGUAAGAUAAAUAAACCUGUAUAUUUUU
This is a messenger RNA of Thunnus maccoyii (southern bluefin tuna), 4797 nucleotides long. Its product is annotated as cordon-bleu protein-like 1. Lineage: Eukaryota; Metazoa; Chordata; Actinopteri; Scombriformes; Scombridae. The record is from RefSeq and is a predicted model, not a curated record. Gene Ontology annotation, molecular function: actin monomer binding. Bases 407 to 2755 code for a protein of 782 amino acids. The transcript has 10 exons.